This is a messenger RNA of Neolamprologus brichardi, 2119 nucleotides long. The record is from RefSeq and is a predicted model, not a curated record. NCBI's taxonomy places the organism in Eukaryota, Metazoa, Chordata, Actinopteri, Cichliformes, Cichlidae.
UUUGUGACUGACUUGCUGUGCGUGCCUGCUGUCCUCGCAGUGUUUGAAUGCGCCUACGCUCAGCUGGUCCUGCCUUGGUACACCGUCCCCGAGUCGUGCGAGCAGCAGCCCCUGCACCAGGUUCUCAGCAGGGAAUUCGACUUUGUAAUCGACCGCAUCAUUGAAAGAGCCAAAGACUUGAGCUCGCACGGCACAGGGAAUUCAGACGGCACCAGGACCAAGGGUAAAGGGAAAGUUCCUGUUCUCGUUCUUUUGCUUUCUUUCAGACAGCUCUUGUUUAUGUCCAGAGCAAAGGAGAUUGCAGUUCUCCGAGAGCUCUCUGAUGCUCUGGUAUGUAACCUUUUCCCCAAAUCUCUCUGGGGCCAAGAAGUCAACCGCUGUGCCUUAAACGAGAUCAUUGCCUUAAAGGGUAAGGAAGCAUUAAAUCAUCUCUGCAGCAACAAGAUCUGCAAACUUGACUCCACCAGCCUACCCGGGGUCUUGGUGCUGGAGGAGAUGGAGGUCAACGAUAAAGUUAAAGAAGAAGCAAGAGUAUCAGUGGAGCACUUCCUGCAAGAACUGGUUUCCGAUAAUCUGAUCGGCCACACUCAACCAGUAUUUCAGUUCCUCUGCCCGCUUGACAAACUCCUGAAUGAGGAGAAACACGGAGGCGUUUGGGGCCUGCUCAGCGGCUUGGCUUACUUCCUCACUCCCAGCUACGAAGAAGAUGAGAACUCGAGCAUACAGCCCGGAGCCCCAGAUGAAAACACAAUGUCAUCUCUGCAACUAGAAUCAACAGCUCAGUCUUUGGAGAACCACAGUGCCUCUGAUGUCCCCAGUCAAACUCUUCCAUCUAUUGUUAUCUCCCAGUACGAUUCCCCUUUAGAACUGCCUGAGGAGACUGACAUUAAUCCACAGCCUUCUGUUGACUCAAAGUCUUCAAAUGAAAACGGCUCCCAAGAAAAAAACGAGGACUCUGAUAAUCCCUUAACCUCUCACUUUAAAACACUCUUCAAAGGAUUUGGCCGAUAUAGAUCACACGAGUCUCUGGCCUCAAAAAACGGCAGUGAGGAAGAUGUGUCUGACUCGGGCUUGCAGCGGGAGGGUCCAGAGGGCUCCACUGAGAAUUACAAAGAUGACACUAACACUCUUAUUUCCCUUACAGGAAACUCCUUCCUCAUAAAUAUCUUCGACACGGUUCUGAAACCUUUUAUGCCCAUUUUGAAAAAGAAAGUGAACUCUUUCCUAAGAAAGGUGAACCCAACACAGGCGCAAAUGGCUUCGUACAUCGACAAUCUGCGUAGCAAACUGUGGCCAGAGUCUCCUCCACCAACGCCUCAUCCUCCUCGUACCGAUGAGGAGAAGGACAAGACCAGGGAUCGAGCGCAUAACCUCAUCAAUGCCAAAUAUUCAAAUGUUUUGUUCCUGAAGAAGACAGACAUGGAGUCUGUUUUCAAUCUUUUCCAGGACAGAGAGGAAAACAAAACCCUGGUUUACAUGCUCCUGUCGUUUCUAUUGAGAGAAUUUCUCCCCAGUGAGUUUUCGCUGAAUGCGAGCGCUGCUGUUCUGCAAUAAGUGACCACCUCCACCAGCUGAUCGGUGACCGCCUGUUUUUACCUCUGCUGAAGUUUUUAAAGUAUCCAGUUAUUUAUUAAUCAUCUUAAAAUGCCUUAAAACGUUUGAGACCACAUGUUUCGCAGCCUUUUCAUACGUAUAUCAUUUUUACUUCAAAAGUACUGUGAAUAUUUUGUAUCGUGAACUGCUUUUGUAUACCUUCACAUGUCAGGUUAAUGAAUUGUGACUGGUGUGUACUGGAAAACAUUCUUUGUGGGAGCCAACUUUAAAUAUUUAACUUUUAUUGUUGACCUCAAGAGAAGAAAGUGACCUAUACGUUAUAUUUACAGGUUGAAUUUCACUCUGCAUGAUUUAAUCGUUUUUCAAAAAAUGUUUUCACUUUGAGAAUUUCUGUAUGGUUUAUACUCUGUUAGAGUUUUAACUUUUUUCAACUAUUGUGAAAACAAAAUAUCUCACAAUUUCAAAUUGCCUGAAUGUGUCAAAACCCUGCCGCCACAGCUGUCAGUGGAAACUUGAAAUUAUGCAAAUGUGAAUUGUUCCAAAUAAAAUAUUUUAAUAAAGGUUA